AUGGAGUUCAUAGAGACAUUUCCAUAUGUCAUCAGAUAUAAGCAAGGUAAUGAAAACGUAGUUACAGAUGCAUUGUCGCAAUGGUACGUGCAUCUUAACUCUUUAAGUGCGAAAUUACUUGAUUUUGAGUAUAUUAAGAGCAUGUAUGAAAAUGACAUUGAUUUCUCAAAAAUUUAUAAUUCAUGUGCUAAAAUGGCUGUUGAUAAAUUUUAUAGACAUGAAGAAUAUUUGUUUAGGGAGAAUAAGCUGUGCAUUCCAAAUUGUUCUACACGUGAAUUAUUGGCUAAAUCAAAAGUUUUACCUCAUGGCUUGGAUAUACCUUUACGUGUACCUAGUGAACCUUGA
This is a messenger RNA of Olea europaea var. sylvestris, 345 nucleotides long. RefSeq lists its product as uncharacterized. The coding region runs from base 1 to 345 and encodes 114 amino acids. The transcript is spliced from 2 exons. NCBI's taxonomy places the organism in Eukaryota, Viridiplantae, Streptophyta, Magnoliopsida, Lamiales, Oleaceae. The record is from RefSeq and is a predicted model, not a curated record.